AUGAAGUGCUCCGCCCGCUGGCGUCACCGUAAGAGGGAGAUUAUAAGGCUGGAUGACAGCCCUAGCAAGACCCGCGCCGAUGGCGCAGAUGCGUCGUCCCAAGAUCUCGCGCGCGAGCGGGAAGAGAGGCGGGGCCGGAGCCAGCGCUAUGGAGAUGAUGAGCUGGAUGACAGCCCUGGCGAGACCCUCGCCGAUGGCGCAGACGCGUCGUCCCAAGAGCUCGCGCGCAAGCGGGAAGAGAGGCGGGGCCGGAGCCAGCGCUUUGGAGAUGAGGAGCUGGAUGACAGCCCUGGCGAGACCCGCGCUGACGGCGCAGAUGCGUCGUCCCAAGAGCUCGCGCGCCAGCGGGAAGAGAGGAGGGGGCGCAUCCAUCGCGUCUCUCCGCUCGAUGCAGAUGACGAGACGCUGGGUGCGAAGAAGCGGGAGGGCAACGCUGGCUCCCGUGCCGUGGGCGCAGAUGCAUCGUACCAAGACCGCGAGCGCGAGCGUGAAGAGAGGCGGGGCCGGUUCCAGCGGGAUUCUCCGCGCGAUGCAGAUGAGCAGCUGGAGGGCAACGCUGGCUCCCGUGACGUGGGCGCAGAUGCAUCGACGUGUUGGGAAGAUCAUGGCAGUCUGCCGUGUGGCGGUUGGUGGCGGCACCGGGUUUCAUUCUUCCCUGCCAGAGUUCCAGCAUCUGAGUAUCUUGGGUACCGAACUGUCUGGUCCUUGGUCCUGUCGAGAAAGCUCCCACCCAUGAACCGCAGGUACCAAGACCGCGAGCGCGAGCGUGAAGAGAGGCUGCUUGGUCUGGACUCGCACUGCCGUCGCUUGCAGGCCUGA
This is a messenger RNA of Symbiodinium natans, 819 nucleotides long. Lineage: Eukaryota; Dinophyceae; Suessiales; Symbiodiniaceae. The record is from the annotation of a GenBank genome assembly.